GGGCGGGCGCGCACCAAGUCUCGGGCGUGGGCGGGUGCGGCGCCGCCUCCUCGCGGGUUCCGUUAGGUGGGGACGGGUGGCCGUUCGCCCGCAGACGUUCUCCGGGAGCUGCCGACCAUGGAUGACAAAAAGAAAGUCACAGCACCCCUUAUCUAUGCUGUUUGCAUUGCUGCCAUUGGCUCUCUUCAGUUUGGGUACAACACUGGUGUCAUCAAUGCACCUGAGAAGAUCAUCCGAACGUUCUUCAACAAAACCCUGUCAGAUAGGAGUGGGAGGGCUGUCUCCCAAGAGCUCCUUACCUCCCUGUGGUCCCUUUCUGUGGCCAUCUUCUCAGUAGGAGGUAUGAUCGGCUCCUUCUCAGUCAGUGUGUUUGUCAACAGAUUUGGCAGGAGGAACUCCAUGCUACUGGUGAAUGUCUUGGCCUUUGCUGGUGGCCUUCUCAUGGCCUUCUCUAAGGCGGCAAAGGCAGUGGAGAUGCUGAUUAUUGGCCGUUUCAUUAUUGGUGUCUUCUGUGGUCUCUGCACUGGCUUUGUGCCCAUGUACAUCAGUGAAGUCUCGCCCACCAGUGUCCGUGGAGCUUUUGGCACCCUCAACCAGCUGGGCAUUGUUGUGGGCAUCCUGGUGGCUCAGAUAUUUGGCCUGGAGGGAAUCAUGGGGACUGAAGCACUUUGGCCACUGCUUCUGGGGUUCACAGUCCUCCCAGCAAUCCUGCAGUGCGUGGGUCUUCUUUUCUGCCCUGAGAGCCCCCGUUUCCUAUUGAUCAACAAGAUGGAAGAAGAGAAAGCACAAGCAGUUCUCCAGAAGCUCCGUGGUACACAAGAUGUGUCUCAAGACAUCCAGGAGAUGAAAGAAGAAAGUGCUAAAAUGUCCCAAGAAAAAAAAGCCACUGUGCCAGAGCUCUUCCGUUCUCCAAACUAUCGUCAAGCCAUUAUCAUUGCCAUCAUGCUGCAGCUCUCCCAACAGCUCUCAGGCAUCAAUGCUGUAUUCUAUUAUUCAACUGGGAUUUUUGAAAGAGCUGGUAUCAAACAGCCUGUGUAUGCCACCAUUGGAGCUGGCGUGGUGAACACGGUCUUCACUGUUGUGUCGCUCUUCCUGGUGGAGCGUGCAGGGCGCAGGACCCUCCAUUUAGUUGGUUUGGCUGGCAUGGCUGUGUGUGCUGCUGUUAUGACUAUUGCUUUAGCUCUGAAGGACAUUUUGGAAUGGAUCAAAUAUAUCAGCAUUGUUGCCACUUUUGGCUUUGUGGCUCUUUUUGAGAUUGGCCCUGGCCCUAUCCCAUGGUUCAUUGUGGCAGAACUCUUCAGCCAGGGCCCACGGCCUGCAGCCAUGGCUGUGGCUGGGUGUUCCAACUGGACCUCCAAUUUCUUGGUGGGAAUGCUCUUCCCCUAUGCAGAGAAACUGUGUGGCUCCUAUGUCUUCCUCAUCUUCCUUGUUUUUCUGGUCAUCUUCUUUGUCUUCACAUUCUUCAAAGUGCCGGAGACCAAGGGCAGGACUUUUGAAGACAUCUCCAGGGGCUUUGAAGGACGAGCAGCAUCCAACCCUGCAUCCCCUUUAAAGAACCCCAUGGUGGAGCUGAACAGCAUACAGCCUAACAAAGCCUAAGAUUUCUGAAACACCCAUUCUUCAACUCUCACAUACCUAAAGAGUCAUUAAAGGAAUGAGCAAAGAAAACCAUGAGAACUGGGACAUUUUUCCCCUCCUCAAUUGCUGCUAUUUUCUUCUUUUCACCCACAUGCUUGCCCAUUGUGCCAGGCUUACCAGCAUUAAGUGAAUCUGAUAUGGGUGGUCUGCCAUACUGGAAAGCACCUGGCACUUGCAAAAAUAAUCUCAUCUUUCCUGUCAAACACCAGGAGAACAGAGAAGAGCUGGCAAUGUUUUUUGCUUUCCUCACAUCAAAUUGCCAUUUGGGGUUGACAUACUUAUGCACACAGUGACCAUUAUGUAUUUGAAUUACUAUUUUUGUAGUGAGUUAAAGUGACCCACUAAACAAGUCCCCAGCCCUUUGAGUCUAUCUUGUGUGCGUGUGUACAGUGUUACACUGGAAUUUAGCAAGCCUACCAAAAAGCCAGGUUGCUUUUUCCUAUCCAGUGUGCACUUUUUUUAGCCUCAGGUAAAAGGGGACCAAGUCACAUGCAUAUUUUUCCUGCUCUUUUAUUUUUUUUUUGUAUAGACAAACUGAAAGCAUACUUUUACUUCAGUUUAUUUAUUUGUAUGUCACUUUGUAAAUAUUUAUUUUUUUAAUGGUGUACAAAAAUGUACAGAUAAAGAAAUUGAGGAAGUUUAAAAGAAAUAGCUAUUCUAACAAAAGAUGCUGUAGACUUGAGGUGCAAUAAGGACUGUAAAGGAGGUAUGUGAUAC
Molecule: messenger RNA, 2355 nt
Organism: Corapipo altera (White-ruffed manakin)
Lineage: Eukaryota; Metazoa; Chordata; Aves; Passeriformes; Pipridae
Product: solute carrier family 2, facilitated glucose transporter member 3
Exons: 10
Coding region: 118-1599 (493 amino acids)
Biological process (GO): D-glucose transmembrane transport
Cellular component (GO): membrane
Source: RefSeq, a predicted model, not a curated record